Messenger RNA from Rhincodon typus (whale shark), 974 nucleotides. RefSeq names its product homeobox protein notochord-like. The record is from RefSeq and is a predicted model, not a curated record. Bases 63 to 656 code for a protein of 197 amino acids. Gene Ontology annotation, molecular function: DNA binding; DNA-binding transcription factor activity, RNA polymerase II-specific. The transcript is spliced from 3 exons. Gene Ontology annotation, biological process: regulation of DNA-templated transcription. NCBI's taxonomy places the organism in Eukaryota, Metazoa, Chordata, Chondrichthyes, Orectolobiformes, Rhincodontidae.
CACACAGAUUCACAUCAGAGCCGCCUCCUGCCUGCUAUAUCCCCCACCUCCAAGAGCCAGCAAUGCAGCCGAUCUCUAUGGAGCGAGCCCUUUCCCCGGCUUUCCUCCCGGAUUGCUGUGCCUUUUAUCCGGCUCCGUGCACCAAAGCCCCAGAGGCGCCUCCAGCCAGGAAACGAGCCUUCACGGUGGAGUUCCUGCUCUCCAAGUCUCCCCCCGAGAGAGCUCCCCGCACUGAGCAGACCCUCCAGCCCUACCCCUGUGUCCCACUGCCCGCCUCCUGCCCUGUCCUCUGCCAGGCUCCAGGGUACUACCGUCCACCCUGGCACAACUGCUUCAACAUGUACCGUGCAGAUUGGAGGUUCAGUCCAGCACCCCUGGUACACCCCAGCCCUGCCAGAGAAAUCAAGUUAAAGCGCUUCAGGGCUAUCUUCACCCAAGAGCAGCUCUCAGUGUUGGAGAGGGAGUUCAGGAAAAACCGCUACAUCAUUGGUCCUCAGAGGGUGGCCCUGGCUGCUGCUCUGGGCCUUACAGUACUACAGGUGAAGGUCUGGUUUCAGAACAGGCGGAUCAAAUGGAAGAGGGACACUGAGAAACGUCAAACCAGACGAGCAGUGUGUGAGGAAGGGGAUGUGGAAGAUACUCAAGGUGGACUCUGAAGAUGGCCAUUAACCAUGGAAAAGGCGGGCGAUCUUCCAGAGGAAUGGGAAGUGCCCGGAACUCUGGGAACAUCAGUCAUUUGGGGGUUUCCGUUUGACCAAUUUCACCUUUUCUCAAAUGAACUGUUAUACUUCUGUACGUAAAGAAAACCAAGACUUGUUAAACAAGAUUCGUUUCCUUGUGAAUGUCUGGUUGGGUGCAUGGAGCUCCGUUCUAUGGAGAUGUGGACUGAUUUAAUUUAUAAAUCAUAGUUGGUCAGGAUCCCUUGUUUGUUGUGAUUUGUUACUCCAGGUUUAAGUGAUUUCACCUGUUCUUGC